AUGGCCCCAUCCGAGCUACACAAACUGAGCUACUGGGAGGAGGUGUAUCAAGGCGAGAAGGAAAACUACGAGGAGGCGAAAAUCCAGCCGGAGGAAUGGUUCGAAGAAAACUGUGACAAAAUUAUAAACUGGGUAAGCAACCACUUUAGUGAAGAAGAAAAAAAAGAGCAAGUUUCCAUUCUUGACGUCGGGUGUGGAAAUGGGCUAUUCCUACACAAACUGCGUCAAAGAGGCUUCGGAAAUUUAUGUGGCUUUGAUUUUUCCGCGAGUGCCAUUGAUCUGGCAAAGAAACUCUUCCAGGAUGACGGCACAGAUAACCUUACGAAUCGUGCCGGACAUUCCAGCGACGUUUACGUGCAAGUGCUAGACAUUUACAACAUCGCAAAAGAAAUUGGAGAAAAUUCAAAACUGAAGAAAAAAUACAAACUGAUAAAUGACAAAGGAACUUUCGAUAUAUUUUUUAUGAAUGAAAAAGCGCAAGAAUAUUUCACACACGUAUCUUUUUUUUUCCAAGUGGAUACACUUUUUUGUCUUACAUCCUGUAAUGCUUGCAAGGAGGAGUUACUAUCCAUCGUAAACCAUUUUAAUGAGACCAAUGGGAAAAUUCGGCUGACCCUUUUUGAUGAGAUACGUUACGAAACUAUAACCUUUGGGGGGGUCAAAGGACAGAUAAUCACGACUUUGAUUUUUUCAUGCUCCUAG
Plasmodium coatneyi is the source of this 702-nucleotide messenger RNA. RefSeq names its product Protein-lysine N-methyltransferase PKH_071390. The transcript has a single exon. The coding region runs from base 1 to 702 and encodes 233 amino acids. Gene Ontology annotation, cellular component: cytoplasm. Gene Ontology annotation, biological process: peptidyl-lysine dimethylation; peptidyl-lysine monomethylation. Gene Ontology annotation, molecular function: protein-lysine N-methyltransferase activity. Lineage: Eukaryota; Apicomplexa; Aconoidasida; Haemosporida; Plasmodiidae. The record is from RefSeq and is a predicted model, not a curated record.